Messenger RNA from Vitis vinifera (wine grape), 2688 nucleotides. RefSeq names its product putative disease resistance RPP13-like protein 2. Gene Ontology annotation, molecular function: ADP binding. The coding region runs from base 1 to 2688 and encodes 895 amino acids. The transcript has a single exon. Lineage: Eukaryota; Viridiplantae; Streptophyta; Magnoliopsida; Vitales; Vitaceae. The record is from RefSeq and is a predicted model, not a curated record. Gene Ontology annotation, biological process: defense response to other organism.
AUGGCAGAGGGUAGAAAUGAAGAAGCUAAGGAGAUGCAGCAUAGAAACUCUCCGUUGAAGAUGAACGACACAAUAAAUUGGGCGGAGGUACACGACACACGAGAUUUGGUGAAGAUGGUCUUGUCGAGGGUCAUAGAGAAACUCUAUGUUGUGCGGAUUCAAGAACCGGCAGUUUUGGUUGGAGUUGAAGAAGAUGUCCAGUGGAUCCAAAGGAAGUUGAUGCGUGUUCGGGUUAAACCUAAAUAUUCCCCUGAGGAAUUAAUGGACGUUGCCUAUGAUUUGGAAGAUGUGAUUGAUGACCUUAUACUCAGGUCAGCCGGAAAGCAAAGGAGGAUAGGAAAUUGGGAGAGUUGCCUUUUGAUAAUCAGAAUUCAUAAGAAGCUGGAAUUGAUAAAGUCUAAGAUCCCUGCUCUUCCUCGUCUCCCGAUCAUAAUAGCAGCAGGUGCCAACCAUGAUAGCUACUUUGAAGAAAUGGUCUGGUCAGACAUCUUCCUAUCACACGAUCGGAAUGUUGCAAACACAAUUGUUUGCCCAGUGGAACAGAAGGUAACAGCUCUGCUAGCUCAGGAGGUAAUUCAUCCCCAUACUAAGAAGAAAGUCAUGCGGGUGCUAGACAAAUUCAGGUCUCUGAAUGAUUUUCUGACAGGCUUACAAUCAGUGGAAUUAGACGCUUGCGAUAUGGUUUGGAUGGAGGAGUUGUCCCAUUUUGCCCUGUCUGCUGUGACUGCCAUUGAGGACUUCAUCAAUAAAAAAGAACAGUUCACAAAAAGAAGUUGGAUGAGACCUUCCAGGGGAUUUCUUUUUGCUUUCGGCAAAUUGAAAUAUGAGGAUAAGCUUGCUGUGGAGAUGGACAAAAUAUAUGCUAAGAUCCAGAACCUCUCUAUGCACAGGCCAACAGAAUUGAGUAGACAAAGUCAAAGUAGAGACACAGAGUCCACCGUGCGAAUCUCACCACAGCCAACGACGCAAGAACCUAAUCUCGCCAGCUUCACUGAUGAUGUACAUGCAAUGGUAAAACGGUUGCUUACAGAUGACAAGAGUUUCAGAGUGAUUCCAAUUAUGGGUAUGGAAGGCAUUGGAAAGACGACCCUUGCAAAGUUGAUCUUUAACAAUAAAGAUGUUCUAAACCAUUUUCCUUUUGGUGUUUUGACGUCUGCUGGCUAUGAAUUUCACCUACGUGACAAGGAGAAAUUGAUGGACUCCAACCUAAGUCAACUAGGAGAUGUGUGGAAUUAUCAUGUUGAGUUACAGAGGCUGAAAGCUUUCUUAAUUGAUAAAAGGUCUCUAAUAGUUCUGGAUGAUAUUCGUAUCCCAUUCUUAGACCAUGUGUUAAGAAUACUUGCAGAAUCAUCAAACGGAAGUAGAAUGAUUUUGACUACUCACAAAAUCAGUUUACCACCAAAUUUCCGAACGAUGAGUGAUCCUCACAUACUGCGAUUACGAGGAGAUGAGGAGAGUUGGGCAUUGUUUACCCAUGCUUUGAAAAAGAGCAUACCCCCGGAAUUGCUAAAGCUGAAAGACAAAAUCGUAAGAAGAUGUGGGGGUCUGCCACUGCUGAUUGUAAAAUUGGCAGAAGCACCCUCACACAAGGAUGCAACCAUUGAAGAGUGGUCCACUGUACUUCAACAGUUUCAUCAUGACCAACAGCAACUUUGGUCCAACACCCUCUAUAAGAUCCAUAAGGAUUUGUCCUUGUACAUGAGGAGAUGUCUAUUUUAUUUCACUUUAUUUCCUAAGGAUUUUGAUAUUCCAGCAAGAAGAUUGAUGGCACUGUGGGUUGCAGAGGAUUUGGUCCAGCCAGAGGGCGAGAAUGAAACUCCAGAAGACGUUGCAGAGAGGUGUCUGAAUAUGUUGAUAGCCCAGGGAAUAGUUCAAGUGACAAAGAAGAAGCUUAAUGGGAAUGUUAAAAUGGUGCCAUUGCCAGAUGCCCUAAGACAAUAUUGGUUAUCCAAAACGCAACAAGCCACAUUUCUUGGAAUUCAUACUGACACAAGAUCUGAGUUGUCCCUAGGCACCAGCAGGAUCCGUCGUCUUGUUGAUCAUCUUGACAAAGAAGAUGUAAGCUUUGAUCAUAUUCAUAGUGAUUACAACACAACUUCUACUUCUUUGGCACCUUACUAUGAAGAUGUGCUUUCUUUUAUGUCCUUUGAUACUCGAAAAGAAAGCCAACCAGGAGAAGACUUGGGAAACUUUCUUCAUCAAAGCAUAUCCAGUGGUUGCUUCCUAGUACUGCUCGUGCUUGAUCUUGAAAAUGUAUUCAGACCGAAGUUACCUGAGGCAAUUGGCAAACUAACUCGACUAAGGUACUUUGGCUUAAGAUCUACAUUUCUCGAGAUACUCCCAUCAUCUAUAAGCAAGUUGCAGAAUGUUCAAACACUGGACAUGAAGCAUACUAGCAUCAACACUCUGCCUGAUUCAAUCUGGAAGCUACAACAAUUGCGGCACUUAUUCUUGAGUGAGAGCUACCAAAGUAAACUUAUGCUUGGACAGGGUACCAAUUUUCCUACAAUCCUCCAGACAUUGUGUGGGCUAUUUGUAGAUGAGGAGACCCCGGUAAGGGAUGGCCUAGACAGGUUACUCAAUAUUAGGAAAUUGGGAUUAACAAUGUCAUCUAAACAAGAGGCAAUGUCAUUGCAACUGCAGGCAGUAGUUGACUGGGUUCUAAAACAGAAACACUCCGGUCUUUAA